Molecule: messenger RNA, 1197 nt
Organism: Aspergillus glaucus CBS 516.65
Lineage: Eukaryota; Fungi; Ascomycota; Eurotiomycetes; Eurotiales; Aspergillaceae
Exons: 3
Coding region: 1-1197 (398 amino acids)
Source: RefSeq, a predicted model, not a curated record
AUGAACUGUUGCGGCUUAUGCGGCCAUGGCUUCGGAGCGGAUAGCCUGGGAAGCACCGUCGAUUCAACACGGAUAUUUGCCGAACAUGACGAAUGGGCGAAGAGCUAUGAGAAAAAUAAUUGUGUUAUUGGAAAGCCAGAGGACUUGAAUGACAUUUACUUUGAUAUACCCUGGAUGUGGGAGCGUCUCCAUCGAGCUAACGACUACACACUCAGCGGCGUGACGCUCAAUACUUGGAGCUGGGAUCAUUACCGUUUUCAUUUUACGAGUGAUUCCGGAGAACUCGUUAUGGGGGAUACUACUAAGUGGAUGGACAGGGCGCUAGCAGUAUACCUAGGCGGUCCAGUGAAUCGCCCAGCAUAUGGAACGGUUGCGUAUCCCAUGCACGAGCGCUGUUGGGCAUUUAUGACCCGGAUUCUGGACGUUGGUCUGAUUGAGAGCAAUCUAUUUUUGUUUACCAAGGUUUUGUAUCAACGGAUGAAGGAUACCAAAGGUGCAAAUAAGUUUCUGAUUGAUGAGAAGCAAUAUUGGAAGCAGCCGGGUCAGAAGUACUAUAUGAAUUUAGCUUUGAAGGAUCCCGCGAAAUAUGCUAAGAUAUGCGAGGGGAAAAUGAAAGCUCUUGAGGGUUGUUUGGACUAUGCCUUUGCGCCGAGGGACCCGUUCAACGUCCCCGAAUUACCAGGACUACUGAGCGAUUUGGAAGAGUCUCAUAAAAAAAAAGAUCCAAAAGGAAACACAAAAGAAAUAAAAGCAUGGAAGCCACGAACACCACGUUGUCAUCGAAUGGGCCUCCGCCCAUCCACCUUCGACGUGUGCCGCAUAGAAGCCCCCAUCGAAAUUAUCAUUAUGAUCAUGGACUACCUUCCCAGUCUUCGCGAUAUCAAGACCCUGAUGUGGGUGUUUCCGCAGUGGAGGUACAUGGUCCCGCAGACAUGUUGGCGGGAUCGGUUCAUUAGAGAGCUUGCGCUGAAUGAACUGGCUCAAAAUGCUAAUGCGCUGAAUUGGAGGUAUCUCUAUUUCAAUGCGGAUGCGCUAUUAGCCAAGUCUCAUGGGUGGUUGUUUCGGAGGCAUGUAUUGGGUUCUUUGGAGAAGACGAAAGUGGCGUUUUUGAAGAGUGUGAAUCCGGAACCGAAACGAAAACCAACACUUAAACCCAAACCCAAGCGCAAAUCCAAAUCCAAGGCCAAAUCUAAGUAA